Messenger RNA from Poeciliopsis prolifica (blackstripe livebearer), 3319 nucleotides. RefSeq names its product fascin actin-bundling protein 1a (gene fscn1a). The record is from RefSeq and is a predicted model, not a curated record. The transcript has 5 exons. Gene Ontology annotation, biological process: establishment or maintenance of cell polarity; actin filament bundle assembly; cell migration. Gene Ontology annotation, cellular component: filopodium; microvillus; growth cone. Gene Ontology annotation, molecular function: protein-macromolecule adaptor activity; actin filament binding. Bases 257 to 1753 code for a protein of 498 amino acids. Lineage: Eukaryota; Metazoa; Chordata; Actinopteri; Cyprinodontiformes; Poeciliidae.
GUGGCGAAGGGCUCGCGCUGCUGAGACAAGCGGAGCACAGAGGACCGGCAGGCGCGCGCUCACACUCACGCUCUCCCCCAAACAAAGAAGCUGCACGCGAGGCGGCAGAGCAUCCCACCCUUUCAGCCCACUUGCAGAAGCCUUCCCCCCCCCACGCCGGAACCUCAGCCCUGCUCAUCCGUCCAAGACAAGAACCGGUCCGAACCGAAGGCCCCCCUCCCCCUCCACACACACGCGUCCCCACCCGGCCCCGACCAUGACGACCAACGGCUCCGCUAACGGAACCAGCGACAUGCUGCAGAUCCAGUUCGGCCUCAUCAACUGCGGGAACAAAUACCUCACCGCGGAGACGUUCGGCUUCAAGAUCAACGCGUCGGCCACCAGCAUGAAGAAGAAGCAGAUCUGGACCCUGGAGCAGAGCGGGGACGACUCCAGCGCCAACGUGUUCUUCCUCAAGUCGCAUUUGGGCCGGUACAUCGCCGCGGACAAGGACGGCAACGUCACCGGGGACAGCGAGGCCGCCGCUCCGGAGUGCCGCUUCGUCAUCACCGCGCACGACGACGGCCGCUGGUCCCUGCAGUCCGAGCAGUACGGCCGGUACCUGGGCGGCACCGAGGACCGCAUCAUCUGCUUCGCGCAGACCGUGUCCGUGGCGGAGAAAUGGAGCGUGCACAUCGCCAUGCACCCGCAGGUGAACAUCUUCAGCGUGACGCGCAAGCGCUACGCGCACCUGAGCGACAAGGUGGACGAGAUCGCCAUCGACCGGGACGUGCCGUGGGGGGUGGACUCCAUGAUCACGCUGGUGUUCCGCGAGCAGCGGUACCACCUGCAGACCUCCGACAACCGCUUCCUGCGGAACGACGGGGCGCUGGUGGCCACCACGGACAAGACCACGGGCUACACGCUGGAGUUCCGCUCCGGGAAGGUGGCCUUCAGGGACUGCAGCGGCAAGUACCUGGCGCCCUCCGGGCCCUCCGGCACCAUGAAGUCCGGCAAGAGCGCGCGGGUGGGCAAGGACGAGCUGUUUGUGUUGGAGCAGAGCCACCCGCAGGUCGUGCUCACCGCCGGGAACGAGAGGAACGUCUCCACCAGGCAAGGGAUGGACCUGUCUGCCAAUCAGGACGAGGAAAGCGACCAGGAGGUGUUCCAGGUGGAGAUCUGCCGUGAGAACAGAAAGUGUGCGUUCCGGACCGCCGCUGGGAAGUACUGGACCCUCACCGCCAACGGAGGCCUGCAGUGCACCGCCUCCAGCAAGUCCACUAACUGCUACUUCGACAUCGAGUGGCGUGGGAAGCGGCUGACUCUCCGCGCAGCCAACGGGAAGUACGUGGCGGCCAAGAAAAACGGCCAGCUCGCCGCCACCAUGGACUCUGCAGGAGAGUCCGAGGAGUUCAUCAUGAAGCUGAUCAACCGUCCCAUCAUCGUCCUGCGCGGCGAGCACGGCUUCAUCGGCUGCAGGAAGGUGACCGGCACGCUGGACUCCAACCGCUCCUCCUACGACUACUUCACCCUGGAGUUCAGAGACGGCGCCUACAGCCUGCAGGAUUCCACCGGAAAGUACUGGAUGGUGGGGAACGAGCAGGCGGUCGUCAGCAGCAGCGACGCGCCCGUCGACUUCCUGUUCGAGUUCUGCGACUACAACAAGCUGGCCGUCCGCCACGCCGGCGACGGGAAGUACCUCCGCGGCGACCACGCCGGCGUGCUGAAGGCCAACGCCGACGACCUGGAAACCGCCACGCUCUGGGAGUACUGAGGGGAACCAGACCCCCACCUGACCCGUCCACCACCUAAACACCUGCCUGUCCACUCCCCCUCUCACCCUCAUAUUAAACCCCGCCCCCUUUUUGACUAUAUGUUGACAAACUGCACAGAGAGAUCAGCAAGGAUAGAAGGAAGGAGCCAAUCCUCUCUCCCUCCCUUCCUCCCUUUCCUUCCUUCCUCUGUUCUUUAUCUUUUGUUUUUUUUUUUUUUUUUUUUUUGCCAGCUCUGCCCUCCGGUGCCAACCUGUAUACUUCCCCUGCUUCGAUCCGUCUUUGUCGCGCCACUUCUCGCCCCCUCCGCGUUCCUGCCAGUGGCGUCUGAACCGGACUGAAGGGUCCAGGUUCAGUGGCUGUAAUCUAACUAGAGUGGAUCUGAUGAUGGAGACGAUGUAACUCGACGGGACAAAGCCCCGCCCACCUCCCUGCAGGCCCCUCCCCCCAGGCCCUUCCCCCCUGCCCUCGCUCCUUUCACUUCAUCUCAAGUGUAUGAUGUUUAGAUGUAAGACCGUGUUGCUCUCUAGCUGUAUUGUCGUCGGUCGGUGACGAGGCUGAAGUCUGAGAUCUUAGCAGGUCGUAGGAAGAAACCUAAAUAAUCCUCCGGAAGCUGUAGUCGGGGAAACGGUAUGAAGGGUUAAAAGCCGGCGCAGAUCAACACACGUUUCCGUACGUUUGCUGCACUCUUGCACAGUUGGAUUCAUUUCUUGCUCCAAGUCCAAGGCACAGGCAUUAUCAUGGCUAAAAGUGUACAGCGGAUAGGUGUAGUAAAUGUAGUGAAACCAUCAAUAGAUGCUUAGAAAGCUGCUUAUUUUACUAUUGUUAUUCUUCUUAUUAUUAUUAUUUUUCUCGAUUUUCCUCGACCAAACAAACACCUGAGCCUUUACGCAGACCAAACUUUUGAUGCCGGGUAGACGAACCUCGCGUCAAGCUGUUCAAAACUGGAAACUGGUGCUUCACGUUUGACAUCUCGGCUCCACACCGGAGAACAUUUUCACCCGAAAUCCGUUUCGCUCUUUUUUUUUUUAAAUUAUUUAUUCUCUCUUUUUUCGCGUCUUGGUUUGAAACUGGACGUUUCAUCUCGUAGUUCAGUCCCACAGAAUCUCAAUCUGCUGAUUUAUUUUAAAACUGUAUUUUUUUUAAACCCGCUCAGACGACCAAUCACUGCAAUCCGACGAAUCGAUGCGUGGUCGCAUCCGGCCCAAUGUUUUUCUGAUGUUCUGACUGUUUUCAUAAAAGGUUCUGGGGAAACAAAAAGAAGAAGACGUUCCUCUCUGGGAAACUUUUGGCAAACUGGAUGUUGGGAGGGUAAACGUGUGGUAAUGACUGUGCCUUACUCUUUGAGUUUUGAUUUUUGGCAGUAGGAUAAUUAAUUAAUAAAAACAAAAAGUAAAAAAAAAAAAAAAAAGAAAAGAUGAAAGUCCACACAUUUUGCUUUGUAAAACUGGAACUUCCUUUUGUAUUAUUUUGUACAAUUUUUUCUGGGAUAUUGUGGAGUAAUCUCUCUUGUGCCAUUGGUUCACCUGAAAUCCAGCAACCAAUAAAAACUGGAAUUUGGAACGCAA